UUAUACGAAGGUAGUGGCCACGGUGAGUUGUUAUAGUAAGCGUCAGUUACGUUAUAUCUGGCUCAAUAACGCGUUAGAUAAAACUAUAUAUAUUGUAUCGUUGGAGAUAAAAAGUAAAAAUAAAAAGAAAAGCUGUUUCUUUCUUCUUCUCAGAAAAGAUGCGGUGAAAUUUGGCGCGUCAGCGAGAGAGAGAGAGAGAGAGAGAGAGAUACUCCUCGCAAAAUCGGCCAUUUUGACAGCGUUGAGAAAUACCUGCAGGAAAAACGACUAAGAUCUCGUUUCUGUGGCAGUUACCCUCGAGGAUUGCGCGCGUGAGGAGGCGGCGGUGGUAGUGGUAUUGGUGUGCGUGCUGGUGCUGCUGCUACUGCUGCUAUUAUUGCUGUUUCUACUGCUAGUAUUAAUACUGUUACCGAAGGUAGUGUCGAUUCUGUGUCACAAUCAUCGGACAAGAGUAACCAUAAUAAGAUCUCAAUCAAGAAGAUCAUCGUAUUCCUAAACGUGGAGUGAAUUCGUACGACGACCUUCAGGCAGAAAAAAUGGCUGGAAAUAUGGGUAUGGAACAACUGAUCCCGAUCGUGAACAAGCUGCAAGAUGCAUUCACGCAACUCGGGGUCCACAUGCAGCUUGAUUUACCACAAAUCGCGGUAGUGGGCGGUCAGAGUGCGGGAAAAAGUUCUGUGCUCGAAAACUUUGUUGGCAAGGAUUUCUUACCAAGAGGUUCUGGUAUUGUAACUAGAAGACCACUCAUCUUACAAUUGAUUAAUAGCACUACGGAAUUUGCAGAAUUUUUGCAUUGCAAAGGCAAGAAGUUUGUGGACUUUGAUGAAGUACGAAAAGAAAUAGAAUCUGAAACAGAUAGAGUAACAGGCAGUAAUAAGGGUAUCUCUAAUAUACCUAUAAAUUUAAGAGUAUAUUCACCUAAUGUUCUCAAUCUUACAUUGAUUGAUCUACCUGGUCUUACAAAAGUGCCAAUUGGAGAUCAACCAGCUGAUAUAGAAGCUCAAAUUAAAGCAAUGAUUUUUCAAUUCAUUAGAAGAGAAAAUUGUCUUAUAUUGGCAGUUACACCAGCUAAUACCGACUUGGCAAAUAGUGAUGCUUUAAAACUUGCUAAAGAAGUUGAUAUACAAGGUGUACGUACCAUCGGAGUUAUUACUAAAUUGGAUCUUAUGGAUGAUGGGACUGAUGCAAGAGAUAUCUUGGAGAAUAAGCUGUUACCUUUGCGAAGAGGCUACAUAGGUGUUGUUAAUAGAAGUCAAAAAGAUAUUGAAGGGCGUAAGGAUAUAAAAAAUGCUUUGGCAGCUGAAAGAAAAUUUUUUCUUAGCCAUCCAUCUUAUCGACACUUAGCAGAUAGAUUGGGUACACCUUAUCUGCAACGAGUUCUAAAUCAACAGCUUACAAAUCACAUCAGGGAUACCCUUCCUGCCUUACGAGAUAGACUACAAAAACAGCUUCUUACACUGGAAAAAGAUGUUGAACAGUAUAAACAUUUUAGACCGGAUGAUCCUGCUAUUAAGACAAAGGCUAUGUUACAGAUGAUACAACAACUUCAGUCAGAUUUUGAACGGACUAUAGAAGGUUCUGGUUCAGCGCAAAUUAACACAAAUGAACUUAGUGGUGGAGCAAAAAUAAAUAGAUUAUUUCACGAACGUUUUCCAUUUGAAAUUGUUAAAAUGGAAUUUGACGAAAAAGAACUCAGAAGAGAAAUUGCUUUUGCUAUCAGAAAUAUUCAUGGUAUCAGGGUAGGAUUAUUCACGCCAGAUAUGGCCUUUGAGGCAAUAGUCAAAAAGCAAAUUAACAGGCUAAAAGAGCCUAGCCUAAAAUGUGUGGACCUAGUCGUACAAGAACUUAGUAAUGUUGUUCGUAUUUGUACAGAUAGGAUGUCACGUUAUCCUAGAUUAAGAGAAGAAACAGAACGUAUUAUAACUACUCACGUUCGACAACGUGAACAAAUGUGUAAAGAGCAACUAGUACUUUUAGUGGAUUGUGAGCUUGCAUACAUGAAUACGAAUCAUGAAGAUUUUAUUGGUUUUGCCAACGCGGCGGCCAGUAGCCAUAAUGCAAGUGCUCAGCAAUCAUCAGAAAAUGCAGUUAAGGCUGGACGACAUACUUUAGGCAACCAAGUAAUACGUAAAGGUUACAUGUGUAUUCAUAAUCUUGGUAUUAUGAAAGGAGGAUCCAAAGACUACUGGUUUGUUUUGACCGCCGAAAGUAUUUCUUGGUUCAAAGAUGAAGAGGAACGCGAAAAGAAAUAUAUGCUACCUCUUGAUGGUUUGAAACUGCGCGAUUUAGAACAAGGCUUCAUGUCUCGACGACAUCUUUUUGCAUUAUUCAAUCCUGAAGGAAGGAACGUUUAUAAAGAUUCUAAACAACUUGAAUUAAGUUGUGAAACACAGGAUGAUGUUGAUUCUUGGAAGGCUUCGUUACUCAGAGCUGGAGUAUAUCCUGAGAAAUCAACAGAGCAAGCAAAUGGUGAAGGAGAGGAAGGAUAUGAGGGUGGUACAGAAGGUCAAUCUUCAAUGGAUCCUCAGUUAGAACGUCAAGUGGAGACAAUUAGGAAUCUAGUAGAUUCUUACAUGAAAAUUGUUACAAAAACUACCCGUGAUCUUGUUCCAAAGACAAUUAUGCAUCUCAUCAUUAAUAAUGCAAAAGACUUUAUUAAUGGAGAAUUAUUGGCACAUCUUUAUGCAAGUGGUGAUCAGGCAUCUAUGAUGGAAGAGUCUCCUGAAGAAGCACAGAAAAGAGAAGAAAUGUUACGCAUGUAUCAUGCAUGUAAGGAAGCUCUUCGCAUUAUUGGAGAUGUUUCAAUGGCUACAGUAUCAACACCAGUACCACCACCAGUGAAGAAUGAUUGGUUGGCUUCUGGAGAAAAUCCAAGUCUUGGGUUAUCGCCACCAUCUCCUGGUGGGCCAAGACGUGGAGUGACACAGCCACCACCUCUUUCUAGUUCACGAGUACCACCUCCUGUUCCUGCCACUGGGCGGCCAGCACCGGCAAUUCCUAAUCGACCUGGACCUGGUGGACCACCACCAGCGCGGGCUAAUCCAGGCCUACCACCACCACUUAUUCCAUCUCGAGGGGGUGGCCUUCAGCAGAGGGUGACACAGGCUGCGACUCAGGCCGCUGCUAAUGCCGCUGUGAACGAGCUGAUGGACGCGUUCAGGAUCAAGUAAAUAAACGCUGUGUUGUAGCUUUCUUAUAGUAUACUUAUCCUUAUUUACAACGUCUCCCCCUCACGGGUAUAUUCUGUAUUACUAAUACAUUGCGCAUUGUUAGAUGAUAAAUUUAACGAGAAUGAAAUCGAAGAAAUUCAUCCCCACGUACAUAUUUUGUUUGCUUUAAGAAAAGAAAUUUUGAUGGAUUUGCGUGUAAGAAGCUCUUAAUGUGCACGCACUCACACACAUGCGCAAUAUGUGAUGGAACUAUAAACUAAAUUAAUAAUUGAUGCCUUUUUAAAUUGUAUUGUUAUAUACGUACGCGUGUCCACAUAUUUAUUCAUUUAUUAUCACGCAUACAUAUAAUGUAGACAGUAAUUGUAUAAAGUAAUGUCCGUAUAUUUUUAAGGCAUUAAGUGUAUAAGCAUUUAAUUUUUAAACAAAAUUCCCCUCAUUACUUAUAUAUUUAAACAUAAGGAAGAUUGUUAUUCACUCAUUGUUAGAAGCAAAUAAUUAUAUAUACCUUCACGCAUUAUAGAGCAAUAAUAUUUAUUGUACAAUUAUGUACAUGAAACUGCUUGUCUGAGGCAUGUAUGUAAUUGAAACAAAACUAAACAAAAAAAAAUAACAGAUAAAUUCAUUUAUUCGGAUAUAAUAAUAGUUCCAAUACACUUUAAAAUAUAUAUAAUAUACUUGCUAGAAUAUAUAUAUAUAUAUAUAUAUAUAUAUAUAUAUAUGUUUGUAUAUAUAUAUAUAUUCAGUCUAUUGAGAGAUUUUCUAAAAUCUAUCAGAAACAGAUUACGAUGUGGCAUAUUAUAAUAAUAUCGAUUAAUCCGAAGGAAAUUGAAUACUCAUACGAAGCACUCCUAAUAAAUUGCUCGUUAAGUGUACCUCAGAAUAUUUAACAAAAAGGAAAUAUAAAAAAUAUAUAUAUAUAAUUAGGGGGCACGUUUAACUCAUUAUAAGAGUACUCGUAAACGUAAAUUGAAAAUGUCAUGCUGUUGGAAAGAGUUGAAUAUCUUUCAAAUAUGUUAUAAAGAUCAAUUCUUCGAAAAAAAAAAGAAGAAAAAAACAAAUUACGAUUAAUCAUCGUAUAUUAUAGAACGUUUAAAUUAUCAUUUUCAUGAUAUAUGAAAUUUUUUUGCUCUCUCUUUUUCUUUUUCUUUCUCUUUCUCUCUCUCUCUCUCUCUCUCUUUUUCUCUACCUCUUACAACAUUUACUGCACUUUAUUCCUUAUGAGUUUUUGAAUGGGUGGGUGGUUGAUUUUAUGUGAUACACAUGGUAUGGUUGGGUAUAAUGAGCAUAUGACACGAUGAUUAAUUAUCAAUCCAUAUGAAAUUAUUAUCGCAAAUAAUAAAUGAUAAAAAAUUAAAAAAAAAAUAAAAUAAAAUAAAAUAAAAAAACAUGUGGCUCAGAUAUAGGAUGUGAUAUAGCAUAGAACGCUUCAAGGAUUUUGCAUGAAAAUCCUGAAUCGCGGAUUUUUUCUUUGAGAAUAAUCGUAAAUAAAUAAAUAAAUAAAUAAA
Messenger RNA from Vespula pensylvanica (western yellowjacket), 4675 nucleotides. It is a transcript of the gene shi, whose product is annotated as dynamin. Gene Ontology annotation, molecular function: GTPase activity; microtubule binding; GTP binding. Gene Ontology annotation, biological process: receptor-mediated endocytosis. Lineage: Eukaryota; Metazoa; Arthropoda; Insecta; Hymenoptera; Vespidae. The record is from RefSeq and is a predicted model, not a curated record. Gene Ontology annotation, cellular component: synapse; cytoplasm; plasma membrane. The transcript is spliced from 18 exons. The coding region runs from base 537 to 3170 and encodes 877 amino acids.